Molecule: messenger RNA, 3918 nt
Organism: Puntigrus tetrazona (Sumatra barb)
Lineage: Eukaryota; Metazoa; Chordata; Actinopteri; Cypriniformes; Cyprinidae
Gene: lgals8a
Product: galectin 8a
Exons: 10
Coding region: 169-1200 (343 amino acids)
Molecular function (GO): carbohydrate binding
Source: RefSeq, a predicted model, not a curated record
CGAAUGCGUCAUUCUAACAUGCGGAAGUGAAAGCGCUGAAAGCGUUCAUAUUUUUUUCUUAAGCUGGUGAUUAACUCGCAAUAACAGUAUAUAAAGACUUUCUUUACAGCAUCGUUAAUAUGUCUGUCGCAAACCCGAAACAAACAAUAAUGAAUCCAACGGUUCCUUAUGCUGGUACCAUCCUGGGAGGACUUCAACCCGGAGAGAUGGUGCUCAUUCAGGGCAGUGUUCCCAGUGAUUCAGACAGAUCAUUCAUGGACAAGGGACACACAAAACUGCUUUAAAGGCUUUUUAAAAGGCAUCGUAAAAGUAAAAAAUAACAACGGCAUGACAAAAAUGCGAGUCCGGACAGUGAUAAACAGUGAAAUAUCUCGUAGAUUUCAGGUUGAUCUGACCUGCGGGAGCAGCACGAAGCCUCGGGCAGACGUGGCCUUUCAUUUCAAUCCUCGCUUCAAGCGGUCUCCAUACAUUGUCUGUAACACCCUGCAGACGGAGCGCUGGGGGAAAGAGGAGAUCCACUACUUGAUGCCCUUCAGACACGGAGCUACCUUUGAGAUCAUCAUACUCGUCCAGAAAGAUUUGUUCAAGGUGGCGGUAAAUGGUUCUCACCUGCUGGAGUACAGGCACAGGAUAGAGCUCAAGAAGGUGGAUACCAUGGCUGUAUCAGGAAAAGUUCAGAUUCAAGCCAUUGGGUUUAUUCCCAGUUCAGCGAGCAAGAGCUCUAUAACGCCUUCAAAUGCAGUUGCAAGCAAAAGAUCAGAGCCUCAUUCAGUCAUGUCGGAGUCAGGUGAUAUGUGUCUUCCAUUUAAGAGCAAGCUUUCGAAAGGAUUGAGUCCAGGAGAUUCCAUUAUGGUGAAGGGGCAGAUCUCUGGUUCCCCAGAGAGUUUCGCUGUAAACCUGCGCAUCAGUAACUCGGAGGACAUUGCUUUUCACCUAAACCCUCGUUUCAAAACGGGUUCCUUCAUUAGAAACUCUUUCCUGUCUGGUUGUUGGGGGGUUCAGGAGACCUCCCUCCCCAGCUUUCCCCUUUCGCCCGGGCAAUACUUUGAGAUGAUCAUCCUAUGUGAGGCUCAGGAGUAUAAAGUGGCGGUAAAUGGCUUCCACCAGCUUAAUUACAAGCACCGCGUGCAGGAUCUGCAUUGCGUGGAUGUGAUCGAGAUCUUGGGAGAUCUAGAGCUCAUGGAUGUGAAGAUGUGGUGAGCGCCUCCCAGCUUGAUGACCAUUCCUGCAUUUCCUCCAUUUCCUCAAAUUAUAAUUUGAAUUUGGUCUAAAAUGCUAGACCAGGGGCCUCAUUUAUAAAAUGUUGCGCAGAAACCAUCAAAAUUUGAUCUUAUUUUAAAAUUUUUCUGAUAUGUAUGUAUGAUUCAUAGAAUGAACGUGCGCCCAGAUGGCUCUCUUUUAGAAGUGAAAUCUAUGAAUCGCAAAUGAUCUUGAAUGCAAAUGAAUGGUUUGCUAAUUAAUAUCCUUAACACCUAAAAUAUUCCCAAUCAUCAUAAUUCAGAGCAGCGAACUGCAAGAACAGCUUACAUUUUCAAAAACCUGCAACACUCCGACAAUAAAAAGUGACGUGUCGCUGAGCACUUUUCCACAUCAAAGACAGUUUUUGUGAAUAUGAGUGGAACUACGAUCAAAUCGGAUCUUAUACACAUUGUAUAAAUGAGGUUCUUGGUGUGGAGUUACCCAUGACUAAGAUAAACCCCAUUUGUUGACUAUUAGUUGAGGAGAUGAUUUAAACUUGAUCCUGAAUGACAACGAGUUGAUUUCAUGACUUCUUCUAAACGUGGUUGCAAUGGGUCAAAAAAGGUUGCAGACCCCGAAUAUAACAGAUGGACGGAAAAAAAUACCAUCUGGCAGGAUGUUAAUGGUUGUGCGACAGUAAUUUUACUGUCUGUCUAGCCAUUUGUUUUCCGAAUCAUUCCAAUCUAAUUCCAGGCAUUUGGAAAAUUACAGAUUGCAGCUUUAAAUUUUACACUGUUAGGGCAAAAACAGGUCUGAAAAACACCCAUCCAUUAACCGUCUCAAUCACGAGUAUGAUAAUUGAAGUUGAGUUUCCUUUCUGCAAGAGGUGUAAUUUUUACAUUAGAUGAAGAAAAUUAUUUGCUAAUGCAAGCCUUGCACUAAUGCAUUCGACUUGGCAUGAUGGCCUUAUAAAUUAUCAAUAAUCAUGUAACCACUAGGUUCCAGAACUAAAGACAAGCACUUUUUAUUUGUGGUUUAUAUUUAUUGUUAGCAACAGAACUAUGCAACAUUCCAGCAGCCUCAGUCGCUUUUUACUACUAGAAGUUUUAAGAAUUAUCUGGUAAUUUGUGAAAUAUAUGUGUGUGUGUGUGUGCAUAUAUAAUAUAUUUAAUUAAAAAUGUGUUUUGUUUCUCUGACAUCUGUUGUUCAAUGCAUUAAAGUUAAGCAAUAUUAUAAAAAUAAUAAUAAAAAUGUAAUAUAUAUCUUUUGCAUUGUCUAGUAAUUAUGGUUGUUUUGUACAUUAUAUGUAUGUAUGUGUAUAUGUAUGUAUACAUUUUAAUGAGACAUGUAAACAAAGACAAUCACUUUUUUUUUUAAAAGUUGUGAAUUUAUUAACAUCCACAAUAUUUCACUUUUGUAGCUUAAAACCAGUAAACUGCUUUUUGGCACAUAAUCACAUGACCGUAAUGUGUUGGCACCUGGUUUAAAUUUGAUGCAAUAUAUAACCAAAUAUAUAACCAAAGCAUAAUUAUCAUAGAUAAUACCACUAAUAUCAUCGACAUAACCCCAGAGAGAGAUAAAGGCAGUGACGUCGCGUUAAAGUUGUCUGUCUCUAUCACUGUAUGACCAAACAUAUCAGACUUCGGGACAGAUGAGUUAGUGAGAGUCUGAAUCACAGGCUGUACAAACAGACGAACACUGAAGUGAUUCUAUGCCAUAUCACCAGCUCAGGUAAUACUACUGGAGGACCACAAAUGAACAGAUCACACAGGAACACUGUCCAUAAGAAAUGAUCCCGCUUAUUGGCUGACUGACAGCAAAGAAAACCGCGAAGCCCACUUCUAGAGCACAACAGUCAGCUUUCAUAAGUAAAAAAUCCCAUUUACUUUCUCCGUAGACUAAUUGAAUUUUAACCCCAAUAGCACGUAAACCUUUUAAGAGGCUUUUGAACUUUAAGAGAUGAUAUGUGCUGCUGUAAAAACCAUAAGUCUGUGAUUUCAAGGUCUUUUUUUAAAAGGUAUUUUUAAUAGCUGAAUUCCCUUACACCAUAAUCUUAACUAGAAAGAAACCAAUCAGAGGACUCAUUGUUACUAUGGAAACAUAAAUCACUGCAAAAGAGCUCAGCAACAAUCGACCACUGCAAUGCAGCACCGUGAAUGAGGGAGUCACAAUAUUUUGUAAUGCAGUUCAGAUAUAUUGUUUCGUAUUGAACCGUAAUUCCUUAUUUUGAUUGCGUCGUUCACAAUGCUUCAUGGGACGAGCAGCUCAUGCCCUCUUUAUAUUUUUUCUGAAGCCUGAAUUUAUAAUGAUUCAUAUCAGAGCUGGUUUGUUUAGUUUAAGGCUUUGAUUUCCGCAUUGAAGAACUUUAUGAAAUCUCAAUAAAAAAACUGAACGGGAAAAAUACUUGAACGUAAAAGUGGGUGGCUACUGUUGUGCUCCACAGAGAUGGAAGCUUAUUUCUCCCACAGAAAAAAAUUAUUCAAUUAAUGACUUUUGAUCUUUAGAAUUGCGAGUUCAUAUUUCGUAAUUCUAAUUUAGAAUUCAGAAUUACAAAUUUCUAACAAUUCAGAUUUUUAAUUAUAAAUUGAAUUAUAAACUUGGACAUCUCACAAUUCAGAUUUUUUUUUUCUACAAUUGCAACUUUACAAAUUUGAUUUAUUUUUUUAUUUUUUUUUCUAGGAAUCACAAGUUCAAAUCUUACAGUUCUAACUUUUUUUUUUUUUUUUUUUUUUUUUUUUU